AUGGGAAACAAUUCAGUCGAAGAUGAAGAAGCCAAUGCUGUCAUGGAGGUGAACAGGGAUCGCUUGAACUUGAUGCACCAAAAAAUCUCUGAUGCACCAAAAUUAUUGACCAAAGCAGCUGCUAACAGUUCAUGUUGCAUCUUUAAAGUCCCCCAAAGGUUCAUUGAUAUCAACGGUAAGUCCUACCAACCUCAUAUCGUCUCAAUCGGACCUUAUCACCAUGGCGAGGCACAUCUUAGGAUGAUCGAAGAGCACAAGUGGAGAUAUUUAGGGUCUUUGUUGUCUAGGACACAAAACGAAGGUGUGGACUUAGAACUCUUGUUGAAGGCAAUACAGCCAUUAGAAAUGAAAGCAAGAGAGCGUUACUCGCAAGUUAUCCAUCUUGGCUCGGAUGAAUUUGUUGAAAUGAUGGUUCUUGAUGGUUGUUUUAUUAUAGAAUUGUUUCGUAAAGUUGGAAAUGUUGUUGAAUUUGAGGUCGAUGACCCCAUUGUCACCAUGGCAUGGAUCAUACCUUUUUUCUACAGGGAUUUACUUAGACUAGAGAAUCAAAUUCCUUUCUUUGUUCUUCAGUGUUUAUUUGAUAUAACAAGAAUGACAGGAGAAGAAUCUGGCUGUUCUUUGUCCAAACUUGCUUUGGACUUCUUCAAUUAUGCUCUCCAAAGACCAGAUCAUAUUAUUGCCAGGCACGAUCAUCUCAAAGCCAAACAUCUACUUGAUUUAGUUCGUUCAAGUUUCAUAGAUUUUGAGCAAGGCCAACCACUCUGCGUGGACACAUCGACUCCUAUGAUUCAUUCAGUAUCCAAACUUCGCCGUGCCGGAAUACGGCUCCGUCAAGGAAAUCCUGCGGAUAGUUUCUUGGUGGUGAAAUUCAAGAAUGGGGUGAUAGAAAUGCCUACCGUAACCAUUGAUGAUACCAUGAGUUCUUUUUUGCUAAAUUGUGUAGCUUUCGAGCAGUGUCACAAUGGUUCUUCCAAGCAUUUCACGACCUAUGCAACUCUUUUGGACUGCCUGGUUAACACCUUCAAAGAUGUAGAGUAUCUAUGUGACUGCAAUAUUAUUGAGAAUUACUUCGGCACCGAUUCAGAAGUUGCAAGAUUCAUCAAUGAUUUGGGCAAAGAAGUAGCAUUUGAUAUCGAAAGGUGUUAUUUGUCCAGGUUGUUCAGUGAUGUUCACAAUUAUUACAAGAAUAGUUGGCAUGUGCAAUGGGCAAGCUUCAAGUAUACUUACUUUAACACUCCUUGGUCUUUUAUAUCUGCAUUGGUUGCCUUGAUUAUCCUACUUCUUACUGUGGCUCAAACCUUCUACACCAUUUAUGGCACUUACAAAAAAUAA
Dovyalis caffra is the source of this 1332-nucleotide messenger RNA. NCBI's taxonomy places the organism in Eukaryota, Viridiplantae, Streptophyta, Magnoliopsida, Malpighiales, Salicaceae. The record is from the annotation of a GenBank genome assembly.